GGACGGGCUUGGCACGAAGCACGCCGAACCUUCUAUAUACCGCCCCCUUGCGUCUAAGCUGACUAGUCAAACCAAAACCCCUCCGCAGCCGUGGAACCGGAACACCUCACGCCGACGCCGGCACAUCGCGCUCGCCGCCGGCCGCCGCAGCACGUGGCCUCAUCGAUCGUCGACGCCCUGUCUCGCGUCUCCUCCUCCGAUCUCCGCGAAUCGAUCCCGUGUGAUUAACUAGAGCUAUGACCAUGGGUGGCGAGGCGGCAUCCACUUCCUCUUCUACUCCCCAUUCACAACCUCUGGAAACUGAAGCUACUCAAUGUAGAGUGGAGAGUGUUAAACGACACCUAUCCAGAUUGGUUGUGAAAUCUCUCUGUGCAGUGGCAGCUGAUUUUGAUGUGGAGCCAAUGCUCGAAGUCUCGAAAUCAGGAUUUGGUGACUACCAGUGCAACAACGCAAUGAGCUUAUUUCCACGUAUAAGAGAAUCUGCAACAAACCUCGGGAACCCCAAUGCAGUUGGACAGGCAAUUGCAGACAACCUUCCUCCUUCCAGAAUUGUUGAAUCCACCUCUGUUGUUGGACCUGGAUAUGUUAACAUAGUUCUAUCCAGUGAUUGGAUCGCACAGAGGAUACAAGACAUGCUUAUCCAUGGGAUCGAAUCAUGGUCACCAAUCUUACCAGUUAAGAGGGUGGUGCUUGAUUUUUCAUCUCCUAAUAUUGCAAAGGAGAUGCACGUUGGGCAUAUAAGAUCAACCAUAAUUGGAGAUACACUAGCUCGCAUAUUUGAGUUUGCGAAUAUUGAAGUUCUUCGUCGUAACCAUGUGGGAGACUGGGGUACACAGUUUGGAAUGCUGAUACAAUUUCUGUUUGAGAAAUUCCCAAAUGGGGAGGAAGCUGCCAACCAGGCCAUUGGGGAUCUUCAGAGUUUUUACAGAGAUGCCAAGAAAAAAUUUGACGAGAAUCCUGAUUUUAAAGGCAGGGCUCAGCAAGCAGUAGUUCGCCUGCAGAGAGGGGAAGAUAGAUACCUAGCUGCCUGGAAAAGUAUUUGUCAAAUUAGCCGGAAUGAGUUUGACUUGGUGUACAAACGCCUUAAUGUGGAACUUGAAGAAAAGGGCGAGAGCUUUUACAAUCCUUACAUUCCUCGUGUUUUGGAGGAAUUGACUGGCAAAGGCUUGAUUACAGAAAGUAAAGGCGCUCGAGUUAUAGAAGGCCGAAAGCCUCCUCUGAUAGUGGUCAAGAGAGAUGGAGGCUUCAACUAUGCUUCUACAGACUUGGCUGCUCUUUGGUACCGGCUUAAUGUGGAGAUGGCAGAAUGGAUAAUAUAUGUAACGGAUGUAGGUCAGCAGCAACACUUCCAUUCAGUUUUCAGUGCUGCUAGGAUGGCUGGCUGGCUCCCAGAUCAAAAAGAAGAGAAGUACCCAAAGGCGAGCCAUGUUGGUUUUGGCUUUGUUCUUGGUGCAGACGGCUCACGUUUCCGGACCCGUUCCUCUGAUGGAGCUGUUCGACUGGUAGAUCUACUUGAUGAGGCUAAAUCCCAGAGCCUGGCACAACUUAUCAAACGUCUCACUGAAAAUGGUCAAAUUGCUAAAUGGACGGAUGAGGAGCUGGAUAAAACUUCAGAGGCUAUAGGAUAUGGUGCUGUUAAGUAUGCAGAUCUUAAAAACAAUCGGCUGACGGACUACAAAUUUAGCUACGAACAAAUGCUAAGUGACAAGGGAAAUACCGCUGUGUACCUUCAGUAUGCACACGCCCGUAUCUGUUCCAUCAUCCAGAAAUCCAACAAGGAUGUUGAAGAGUUGAAAAUGACUGAAUUUAUUACUCUCGGCCAUCCUGACGAACGUUCCUUAGGAUUGCAUCUCAUCCAAUUUGCAGAGGUUGUCGAGCAGGUCUGCGACGACCUGUCGCCCCAUCGCCUGUGUGACUACCUGUACACCCUAUCUGAAAGAUUCUCACAAUUUUACACCAACUGCCAGGUGGUCGGGUCGCCAGAGGAAACGAGCCGCCUGCUGUGCCAAGCGACGGCCAUCGUCAUGCGGCAGUGCUUCCACCUGUUGGGCAUAACACCAGUGCACAAGCUAUAGAAGUCGAUCGAUGCUCUAGUUAGUACCUCAUCUCCGGGCUUAGCAAAUCCUUACUGAACUCUGUAACAUGACAGUUUUAGUGGACGGGGUCUUGUAAAUAUUAGUUGUAAAUAUUAGUAUGUCGUCCAUGCCACAGUUUCUGGGAGAUCAUAAUAGCUCGCAAGUAUGUCUGUCUUUCCUACAUCAGCAUCAUCAUAAUAGCAAGGCUGUGGGAUUUUAUUGUUUGAAA
Molecule: messenger RNA, 2304 nt
Organism: Aegilops tauschii subsp. strangulata
Lineage: Eukaryota; Viridiplantae; Streptophyta; Magnoliopsida; Poales; Poaceae
Product: arginine--tRNA ligase, cytoplasmic
Biological process (GO): arginyl-tRNA aminoacylation
Cellular component (GO): cytoplasm
Molecular function (GO): arginine-tRNA ligase activity; ATP binding
Source: RefSeq, a predicted model, not a curated record